AUGGAAAGAAAAAUAGAUUAUGUGGUCUUUGACAUGGAUGGCCUUCUCAUUGACACGGAGAGGGUAUACACCGAAGUUACCAAUGAUAUCCUCGGUCGCUACGGAAAGACCAUGACAUGGGACGUCAAGGCACAGCUCAUGGGCAAACCACGACUUGAGUCUGCAACGCACCUGCUCUCUUUGUUUCCCGGAAUCGAUAUCACAAUCGACCAGUACCUCGUAGAGUCUCAAGAAAAGCAAGAUGCGAAGUGGCCAACCGUGCAGCUCCUCCCGGGAGUACAGAGAUUAAUCCAGCACCUGGUGAAACACAACGUGCCAAUCGUAGUCGCCACUGCUUCCUCACGACGGAACUUUGAUCGCAAAUCUGAGAAUCUCAAAGAAUUCUUUGACUAUUUUCAAGGCAACAUCGUCUGCGCUGAUGAUGUAGCAGGCAAGACUACGGGGAAGCCUGAACCGUAUAUUUUCCUACAUGCUGCAGGUGUCCUAGGCAAGGCAGUAGGUGCUACGGAGCAGUGCACUGAGGCUGAGGCUGUGGAAAGGAGCAAAGGACUCGUUUUUGAAGACGCCGUUUACGGUGUCCAAGCGGGUAAACGAGCCGGAAUGUCAGUUGUCUGGGUACCUGACGAACGCCUUCUGGACGUUGCUAGUGCCAGCCCACAUGUCCCAGAUGAGACGCUCGCGUCCAUCGAGCAUUUCAUGCCGGAGAAAUGGGGCCUUCCACCUUACGACACCGAAUGA
This is a messenger RNA of Suillus subalutaceus, 738 nucleotides long. RefSeq names its product HAD-like protein. Gene Ontology annotation, molecular function: phosphatase activity. The transcript is spliced from 5 exons. The record is from RefSeq and is a predicted model, not a curated record. Bases 1 to 738 code for a protein of 245 amino acids. NCBI's taxonomy places the organism in Eukaryota, Fungi, Basidiomycota, Agaricomycetes, Boletales, Suillaceae.